AUGCAUACAUUCCAUACGUCGCUACAAUCUCCUACCAGGAAAUUCUCACCUCAAGGGUUGAAAUUGCAGGCUAAUCAGGAAUUCAAUAGUGAUACUUUGCUCCGGCACUUAAAAGACCAUUCAGACGCCGCAUCUAACCACGACAAUCAAGAUAAACCACAUCAUCGAAGCAGCAUUUCAGUCGAACCCGAUUCCAUAAUAACAACAGCAUCGAUGCAACAACCUGUGUCGACCACCGAAAUGUCACUCUCUGCACCAUCAGUAUCAUCAGAGCCGCAGAGUCUGUCCAUCAACGGCAUGGGCGGCUCCCACAUGAACCUUCCUGUCUCGAAUUUUGGCAGCCACAGCAACUCCGACUAUCAAAAUACGACAGUACCACAACAGCAGCAGCAGCAGCAACAACAGGAUGGCUAUUCUGGACAUUUUAUUUCAGAGCCCCUACCUAAUAACUUUGAUCCUUCUUUGGACGCUCUCGAUUUCGAAGCUCAGUUUCCUUCUUGGAUCGUACCCACCGACCUCGAGUUCCACACCGGCAUUCUCGACACACCCCUUGCCACGAGCAUGGCGGAGCUCAGGCCCGGUUGGCCAGAUAGUCCGUUUACGACGUUCGGUUCAUCCACGUACAAACCCGUGGAUAACAUGCAACAUCUGUGGUUCACCCCCAACGACGAAGGGCAAGAGGAAGUUCUCCCUUCGGGACCCGCGACACCGCCCGCUUCGCACGUCGAAGUCGACGACUCGUACCGUCAGACUUUACAUCAGAGUCUGCUGAUCCGAUCGGUGGAGCAGAGUCUCCCGUCAUCCGACUUUCUAAAUCUCUGCGUGAGAUCCUAUUUCGCCAAGUUUCACCCCGUGUUCCCCGUGGUCCACGCGCCGACUUUCCGCCCUUCAAAGGCGAACUCGAUGGUUUUGUUGUCCAUCUGCUCCGUGGGCAGCCUCUUCACGGGCUCGGCACACGCCAUUCGACAAGGGGUCCAGAUCUUUGAACGCCUGCACAAAGCCGUCCUGGCCAACUGGGACCGCCUCAUAUCUCGAGGGACGGACGAAAAGAUUUCCCUUAUCCAGACCGCCAUCAUCGGACAGACUUUCGGACUGCUUUCUGGAGAGCCGAGGCACCUCUCGAUCGUGGACACGUUCAACGGCACACUGAUCUCGUGGGCGCGACGACUCUCGACCUUCAAGACCAAGAAGAUGAGGGGACUCGAGCUGCUCAGCCUCGGUCCCGCCGAACUGGAAAAGCAAUGGCGCGAGUGGGCCAAGAACGAAGAACUCAUCCGAAUCGCGCUGGCCGUGCACAUCCACGACGCCGAGCUGGCGAGCAUCUUCCACCACGAGCCCUUUCUGCGGCACAACUCGCGGCAACUGCCCGUGGCGGCGUCGAACCAGAUGUUCAUGGCGUCCAAGGCGGAGGAGUGGCGCCAGGCCUACCUCGACGACCCCAGCAAUUUUGAAAUGGACGACAGCACCCCGGCCUCCGUCGACGCCCACGUCGACUUCGACAUGCUCUCGACCCCUCAGGCCAGCUAUUUCACGGCCUACACGGUCCUCGAGGGCAUUUGCGUGAACAUCGUCGAGAACCGCAUCGACUCUCGCUCCUCCCCGGCCACCAUGAAAGACCUCUCUCACCUCCUCAACACCUUCUUCAACCGAUUCCUCCUCGGCACCGGCACCUCGUCGUGGAAGCCGGACCACAUGGACAUGAUCAUCCUCUGGCACCUCGCCUACAUGUCCAUCUGCGCCGACUUUGACCUGCUGGAAAGGGCCAUCGGCCGCGACGGCUCCCAGCUCUCCGCCGAAGACCGCGUCGCCAUCACCCACUGGGCAGACUCCAACGACGCGAAGCGAUGCGUCAUCCACGGCUCAAUCAUCGCCAAGAAACUCGAGGACCUCCCCUUGGGUUCGGAACCGGCCAUCCACGUGCCCCGCGCCAUGUUCAGGGCCGGCAUCGCCUGGUUCUGUUACACUCGUUUCGGCACGCGGGGCGGUGGCGCCGGUGACGGCACGGGCAACAAUGGUAACAAUAACAAGGCCGUCACGACCUCGGAAAGUCUGGACUUUCCCGAAUUCAGACUGUUGGGCGUUAACCCUGCCUUGUUGCUGUUUCAAGUGAACGGUUACAAACACGGCCUUCCCACGACGGCCGAGAUCAAUGCCGCCUUGUGUGGCCUGACCGACCUCCUCAGACGGAUCGGACAUUGGGAAAUCGCACGCAGGUUUGCCGCCAUCCUGGGUGCUCUUUUGCACAACGAUUCCGAUUGA
Molecule: messenger RNA, 2259 nt
Organism: Exophiala oligosperma
Lineage: Eukaryota; Fungi; Ascomycota; Eurotiomycetes; Chaetothyriales; Herpotrichiellaceae
Exons: 1
Coding region: 1-2259 (752 amino acids)
Biological process (GO): regulation of transcription by RNA polymerase II; DNA-templated transcription
Cellular component (GO): chromatin
Molecular function (GO): DNA-binding transcription factor activity, RNA polymerase II-specific; RNA polymerase II cis-regulatory region sequence-specific DNA binding; zinc ion binding
Source: RefSeq, a predicted model, not a curated record